Molecule: messenger RNA, 1323 nt
Organism: Branchiostoma floridae (Florida lancelet)
Lineage: Eukaryota; Metazoa; Chordata; Leptocardii; Amphioxiformes; Branchiostomatidae
Product: potassium voltage-gated channel protein Shal-like
Exons: 1
Coding region: 1-1323 (440 amino acids)
Biological process (GO): protein homooligomerization; potassium ion transmembrane transport
Cellular component (GO): membrane; voltage-gated potassium channel complex
Molecular function (GO): protein binding; A-type (transient outward) potassium channel activity
Source: RefSeq, a predicted model, not a curated record
AUGGCUGCAUUCAUACCGCACCAAGGGAGGCGUGUCAGUCGACUGCCGUCCAUUGUGGGAAGGUACUCUCCCAUCAGGAGACCGUUCUGCCCCACCACAGAGCAGAGAAAGGUCGCCGGGGACGAGCGGCUGGUCUUUAACGUCAGCGGACACAAGUACGAAGUCUGGCGGGGCGCCUUGGACGCCCACCCUGACACCCUCCUCGGGAGGUUCGACGAUCGAGAGAAAUUCUUCAAUCCGGACACGAACGAGUACGACUUGUCGACGACGCCGGAGAUGUUUAAGUACAUCCUAAGGUUCUACACGAACGGGGUGCUACAUUUUCCAAAGUCGGACGAUAUUCACUUCCACACGUACUUGGAAGAGAUUGAAUUUUUCGAAAUCGAUCCGGACGAACACAUGAGUCACUGUUGCUUCGAGGAUUACAUAGAUAGGAAGAUACAAUGGGACAUUGCGCACCGACCAAAGACGGUCUUUGUUCCGGAAACGCUCAGGGAAAAACUGUGGCAAAUGGUCGAGAGUCCCAAGGCGAACAUGUCCGCCCAAGUGUUCUUCUACAUCACGUGCUUCUUCAUCUCCUUGUCUGUGACAGCCACUGUUAUGGAGACGUUAGCGUGCGAGGAUGUGUCGAAUAUAGGAGACCCCUUCAAAAUAGCGAGGGCGAGGCAUUGUAGACACGUCUUCUUUUGUAUAGAAAGCGCCUGUGUGGUGUUGUUUACCGCGGAAUAUAUUAUAAGGUUGUACGCUUCGCCGAACAGAUCACUGUACGCUAGAAGCUUCAUGAGUGUUGUAGACUUAGUCUCCAUUUUCCCCUUCUACGUAGGGCUGUGUAUAAGCGAGGAAAGCAACGUGCAAGCUGUAUUCGACACUCUAAGAGUGUUUCGCGUAUUCAGGGUGUUUAAACUCUGCCGGUCGUCCCCGGGAAUGAUAAUGCUGGCAAAGACUCUGAAAAUCAGCGCGAGCAAUUUGAGCUCGCUCUGCUUCGCCCUCAGCAUGAUCUGCCUAGUAUUUACCACUAUGAUGUACUACAUGGAAAAGACCCACAAUCCGGAGAAGUUUAGCAGUAUACCCGCGGUGUUCUGGUUCACCAUUAUCACCAUGACGACGGUGGGAUACGGCGACAUAACGCCGAUAGGAUUCAUCGGGAAGGUUCUAACAGGGGCGUGGUCGAUCAUCUGUGUCGUUAUACUAUCCUUUCCCUUGACUAUACUCGUAGAUACGUUCACGGCGAUCAGGGAAAGUGCCAAAGCAAGGAAGGAAAAAAUGAAGCAAUCACACGAAGAACAGACUGACGAGUCAGAUGAUGAUGACGAGUCAUUGUGA